AAUUCGCAGGAGCGGCAGGCCUACUCGACACUGAAAGAACUUUUUCCGCUGCCGCUUCGAUGGUCCGAACAAAAAGGACCGAGGCCAUAGUCUACCCGGGGACCCCUCGGCAUAAAAGGCUCCAACCCUCGUUCUCUCUCCCUUCGGAUAGCGUGUACAGGAUCUACUAUCCUGAACCCAAAUCCGACCUGGUUCCGCAGCUUCCAAUAUAGCAUAUCUCAACCUUAGGGCCUCGUGUACCAUUGUUCAUACACUAUUGCACGGUGAUCAUUUCCAUUAACCCACCCACGUGUUGUUCAUACGGUACAUGUAUUGUCCGAAAUACAGAUACCAACAAAGCAUUGGUCCAUUAAUUACAAAUUUUUUGCGUGAUUACUGUGUCAUAUUAAAUAUAUUUGUAUAAUUAUCUGGUAUCAAUUUUGUUCAGAAUUUGUAACGCUACUCUUUCUAAAAUAACACAUUUUUUUACGGUAAAAUGACCUUGCCGUUGAAAUAUUACUUUUGUACUGCAUUCUCACGAACGGAAGCUUAAAUGAGAAUCCCUGGAUUUUAUUGUUGGCUCUUCGGAACGUACCACACGAUGCACCCUUACGUCCGACCCUCGUCAAGGCAGCACAGCAUCGUGACCCAAGCAUGACGAUCAUCCGUAUUUCCUACCUGGGCCCAGGUAUCUUCGACCACGUCCAUGCCCAUGCCCCACAAAGUUGUGCAAUGAUGGGUCUGCAGGCGACGGCAGGAAAACGCAAAUUGGAGGGUGGUGUCGGCUGUAUGGAAUUCCACAUGGAUUUAGGCGAGAGUCCGUCAAAGCUUGGACGCGUUGACGGUAGCUGGUGGGCGAUGGACGACAGUUACGGGCCAUCCCUGAAUCAGACGUCAACGUCGUAUUAUGAGAUGGAAGUAAGUUCGCCCUGCCUACAGGCGACGAACCCGUGCCAGCCCUCGACGAAUUCAUCGCAGUCUCAGCAGCAACAGCAAUCUCAGCAACACCCAUCGCAGCAUCAUCCAUCUUCCCAAUCGCCACAACAGGCACAGCAGCAGCAGCAGCAGCAACAACAGCAGCAGCAAUCACAACAGCAGCAGCAGCAGCAGCAGCAGCAGCAACAACAACAACAACAACAACAACAAUCGCCGGCAUCACCUUCGACGUCGGCCUCAUCCCCGGUGACCCAGUUGCAGCAUCAUACGCAACAUUAUUAUCACCAUCAACGCACCGCUAUCAGUCCUAUCGGCAGCAACAGUUACAGCCAAUUAUCGAGAUCUCAGCCACAAUGGGGCGCCCUUCAUCAUUACGAGCCACCAACGAUACGUCGCGAGGAAAACGGCAAGAGCUACCUAGAGCUUGGCUCAAGUUACCGAGCGAACGAGCGGUGUUGCGAAGGUUCCAAGUCCAGCUGGUGUCGGCGCGGUCGAGCCUGCUAUCGGCAACGACGACUCGCCGUGCUCAACAUCUCUAUGUGCAAACUUGCCAGGUAUCGUCAAUUCCCGGAUCCAAGCCUCCACCGAUCGGUACUGAUCUGCAACACUUUAAGACACUUAGAACGUGAGAUGGAGAGGGACAGGAGUCCACCACCUAUGGAACCGGUCGUACCGGCGCCGAUCGCUCAACUGCAACCGCCCGAGCAGGGCAGGUUAACGCCUUUCCCUGUGUCACCGACGUCGUCGGGAGAAACCGAUGUCGAUUCCGGCAUCGGUGACAGUGACGAUAGCCGAUCGAUCAAUUGGGGGAGCGUACUAUCUCUAUCGAGCCAGUCGCCGCUCGACCCGCUCAACAACAACGAAUUACUGGAUGUGGACAUUGGGCCUGAUCUCGACCUAGACUUUAUGCCCGGGUGGAAGCUGACGCCUCUUUCGGCAGACGACAUCCUAAGAAGUACAACGACGACCCAGGAACAGCAUCAUCAUCACCACCAUCAUCAUCACCACCACCACCAUCAUCAUCAUCAACAUCAUCACCAGCAGCAACAACAGCAGCAGCAGCAGCAACAACAACUCCUGAUGUCAUCGGGGAGCACUUGCGGUAGCAGCUGCGGCAAUAGUAACAUUAUCGGAAACGCCGGCGUCAGCAACAUUGGUAGCAAUAGUAGUACGCACGAGUCGUUGAUGUGCGUAGGAUCAUAGCCUCCAACUUUGACGUCGUUGAGUCAUCUCAUCGAUUUCUAUCCGCUGACCCCGCAGGGCAAAUAAAUCCGCGGCGGUAGCCGAUGCAGCCCGUGAUGAGUUCUGCGAAGGCACGCGGGCGAGAGACGGCGGUAAAUACGGAUCUCUCGCCUACCUUCCGGAGCGCUCGAUAUUCGGCCGGCGACUCUCGAGGAGCCUUUACCUUUCUAUUUCGCGUUAAUUUAUUGUCGCGUCAAAUACACAUGUAAACCUUGAUACAUAUAGAGACGUAUACACCGAUAUCGACACAACCGUCUGUGACACUUUUGUUCUUCCUCCGCUCUUUUUACCACAUCGCUAUUACCAUCGUAAUCACUACCAUUACUGACCCUAUCGUUACCAUUACUUCUCGUACUAUCCCUCCCGCGACUAUUUGCCCCACUAUCGUUAUCGUUACUUCUACUACUGUCGCUAGUAAUACUAUAUUACUACUUUUGCUAGUAUACUAUUACUACUACUAUUCUACUACUAUUCUACUACUACUACUACUACUCCUACUACUACUACUACUAUUAUUAUUAUUAUUACUAUCACUAAUCAACGUGUCUCCCAACGUAUCUGCUCCCCGAGGGACGGACGCGUCAUGACACGCGGCAUCCGCAGGUGCAGACGAAAUAGAGCGCUCUGAAGGUUUAACGAACGUUAGUUAAGAACGAGUUAAGAAGAGAGGACGGGUUGAGACAAGGAAAAGAAAGCCUUUAGCGUUUGCGUGUCGACAGGUACUCGCGAUGAUCUGGUGUCCUGAGAAAUAUUCAAACGGCAAAUUUUGUAUCGAGCUACCGCGUAUAAGAUCACGGAGACGCGUGUAUCAUCUUCCCCGUGGAAUUUCGAGAUGCAGGUGCAAGCACAAUUUACUCGUAUCUCGGGAUAAUUUGUCCCAAGAUUUGAGAGAGGACUAUUGAUAAUAAUCACUAACCUUUCAAUAGCGCGUAACAACGAUCCGAUAUAUGGAAUCUUAUAGAAAGAUCGACGGCAUCGAGGCAGUAUUUCUGCAGUUGCACCUACGAGCUCGAGGAUCCACGUGUGGAUUUUCGGAAAGGUGAUUAACAUGUACAAGAGAAUGCGCAUAGAGAUUCGAGAAGACGGACAGGGGACAGAGACAAAAUGAUAUCGGUUACGUCGAGUACGAGGAAGCUUCCUCUUCGAGGCUGGAAAAACCUACGAGAACGUUGCGAUCCAAGUCUUCCGGCCUGAGGAGCUUCUGCUCCUUCGCCGUUCUUGUUCAUAAGUCGCAGCCUCCGUUCAUAAUGUCCCCGAGAGAUUUUUUUUCGUGGAACGAUAUGCGAUGUCGGGGUCCGCGUCUCUGGGAGGAACAAUCGAUGAUAAUUACCGACGAUACUCACGUAUAUAUAUGUAUACGGACACACAUCCACGCGAAUUCAACAUAUUCAUACACACAAACGCGCGCUCGUACGCAUAUACAGACAGACUGUGUGUGGGUAUGUGUACGAUGCCGUGGCCUAUAUUACACGAAGAGACGUAGCACGCAAGUCGUACGGUGCUACAGGGCGACUGCAUCUUGGGUUUCUAUUCUCUGGACACACGAACACGUAACAGACACGGGCAUACAUUAAGCCGAAGACGUUUCAAAUUCUCACGGAUCGCUAGAAGCGUUCGUCGCUCGGGGUCCUUAUGACGCGUGUCCUGUCGUCGUAAGCGUGAUACGAUGUAAGUCGGAGAUGUCGGCGUCUCAAUCUCAAAGUACUUUCGGCACCACCAGUCGCGCGGUCCAACAUAGAUUCUGCUUGUUCGGGUAUUUCAUCUCGCGUGCCGCGGACAUUGAUUAAAAAACCUGAGUUUGUUAAAAAGUCAAUCAGAUCCUAUAUCUACAUGUAUAAUGCUCUUAAAAUGAAAAUAUUUGACUGUACAUUAUUUUGUCUAUCACUGAUACAUUGAGUGAUGUGCUAUCAGAGAACCCGAGAGCUAAAACGUCUAUACUCUAUCGCAUUAAAUAGAGUCGUAAUUUAUGAAGAUUUAUGAAGCAAAUUAUUGAACAGGUUGAAUCGGGUUGGUGCAAUUGGUCUCGAUUUACGCGUUGCGAGAAAGUGGAAAAACAAUGAAUGAGAGAGAGAGAGAGAGAGAGAGAGAGAGAGAGAGAGAGAGAGAGGUUGGAACAUUGCGUUAGAAUUACGAGACAUGUUUGAGCUAGGUAUUAGAAUACGCGUUUAAUCCAAUGACUGCAUUUGUUUGAGAACGUUGCACUCAGAACAAAGUGAGUUAUUCUUAUACAGUUAUCUCAUUAUACGAGUUAUCUCAUAAUGAUCUUUGUCUACCUUGAUUUUUUACAUUUUAGGAUAUAAACACACACACACACACACACACACACACAUGAAGUGUAGACGCAGAUAUAUAUUUAUUAUUUUUUAUUUUAAUUUUAAAGCGCCACGAUUUUUUUAACGCGCACACUCACUGAUUCAUAAUAGCACUCUGUAAUUAAUUAUUUUUUCAGCGAGUAACAAUGUUUAUCUAGAAUUCUUUUUACCACCGCGACUUAGCGGAGAAGUGUAUGCCAUGAUUGUCUCAAUCACAAAGUCUAAUCGCAAGUUGAAAUGUAAAAAUUAAGCAUGCAGAGUAGUCCAUUAGGUUUUCAAAGUCUAUUAAGUUUCAUCGCAACGCAUUAACCCUAAAAUGCAUGACGUGGACUGGUAUAACACGAACUCCGCAUUAAUUAUUUUAUCAGAAUGUCCAUCAAGCUUUCCACAAAUAAACAAUUACAAAAAUAUUAAAACAUCUUACCAAGACAAAGAAAAAGAUUUGGGCAACUUAUUAUACACUAAAAUUGUCGUGAAUAGAAGAAAGAAAUGAGAUAUAAAAUAAGAAAAUACUAAAAAACAACCGUUUAAUGAAAAUCGCAUUGAAUUAUAACGAGAUAGAAAUUUUUCAAAGAUCUUGGAACUAUUUGUUCCUUCAAUGUCGAAAAGAGAAUUAUAAAAGUUGUAAAGGAAAAUAUAACUGCAAGUGGAGUACAACAAGCCACGUCGUGCAUUACAUACGUUUGUGUGUGUGUGUGUGUGUGUGUGUGUGUGUGUGUGUCUGUGUGUAAGAGAUAAAUAACGCGUACCAACGAGAUUAACGCGAGACGCUGGCGCCUUCGUGUGAAUAUCUUGUAUCUCGAUAUACGACGUCGACAAAUGUACCUGCAUUUUAGAGAUCGGAAUAACGUUCUCCCCUUCGGAUCGUCGCAUGGUGGCCACUGCGCGCCACUGAUCUCCCGUAAAUGUAUCAAAUUAAAGAGUGGCCGACGUGCGCGCGCGUGAAGAAGGCGAAACACUCGGAGUUAUAGUCGAUUGAAAAGCCCGCUCGACCCCGGACGCAUCUUCUCGCGUGAAUCUGUGCGCGAUCUCGCCCUCAACGUCCACGAAUCCAUUAAAGAGCAGCUAUACUUAAAAGCUAAAUGAUUUAAGAAAGUCUAAUGUUACAAAAGAGAGUAAUAAUAAUAACUUAUCGACUCGACUGAUUACUUAAACGCGAGGGUGAAUGUGAGUAAAUGGGAGUGCGCGUGCGAAAAACAAGGGAGAGCAAGCAGCGUACAUAUGUGUGUAAAAAGGGAUAUGACGUAGAAUUAUUGGGAUAUAAAGUUGAUUUAAAUUGUAAUUAUAUAUAAUGAUGUUCUCUCUUUAUGAUACGUGACACACACACACACACACACACACACACACACACACACACACACACGCGCGCGCGCGCGCGCGCGCGCGAUACGUACACACGGAGUCAUACGCGAAAUAUGCUAGGUACUUGUUGUACAUAUAUAUACGUAUAAAAUAUGCGUUACUUACUAAGUCUAAGCUCUUAAGCAUAAACGCGAAUCGUCGCGAAAGAAGAGACCUUUCACACCUUCGUCCCACCCUGCGAGUCGCGUCAACUAUCUUCGGUUCUUCAAAGAUCCUUCCUCGAGUUCCAUUUUCUACUUUGUACUACAACACACAUACGAUCGACACACCUCUCGCACGCGCAUCUCCCUUCUUCUCUCUGCAAACCUUCUCCGUCCCAUUUCACCAAACCGCUCUUCUCUGACGACAAUGCUCCCUCUUCCUCCCUUUCACCGCGUGAUUUCUCCGCGGAAACGACGAGCAAUAUUACUUUUAAUAAGCUGCGGAGAAUUUAAAGAAAGAGCGUACGUACAAAUCCGUGCGUCUGAUCGCGCGUGAGUGUCACACACGAGUCCUUUGCAUAUGCGUUGGGCGUUGAACAUUAGUAACGGCGAGUGAACGCGGAUGAAUCGUAAGCCGAGCAGAUGCAAAGGCUCGCAUCUCUCAGGGAAAGAACAGUGUGAUUAGGCGGAAAAGUAGCUUCUUUCCGAUAGAGAGAGAGGGGGGGAGGGAGAGAGAGGGGGAGAGUUCGUAUGUAGAUUUCUAAAAUAUCCUAGCUGUAAUUGGUAACUAUUUUUCCUCCGUUAGCGUUUCACUGAACUUGUAUUCGCCGGAAUAUGACUCUGACAACAAAACGCAAAUCUAAAUCUCUGUAAUAUUCAGGCCGAAAUUAAGAGAAUACUCAAUUUUUGAGACAGCGGAAGCGAAUUGAUAGACGAGUUUUUUGUUUCUAAUCCGAUUUACCCUUCGGUUAUUGUACGCUGAAGGAAGGAUUCGAUGUGCGUUUGACUGCUCCGCAAGAAAAUGGAUUGACACCCUUUUCUAGAAAAUCUUUUUUUCUCACAUGCCAUUAUAACUAAUCACAAUUAUGAUUCACUGUAAUUUCAAGUACGAUUGAUAUUCUGUCGCUAUAUGUUACUGUAUAUCGCCGAUCUUUCAUAAAACGUAAAUAAUGCUUUAAUACUUGAGCAACAUUUUGCUCAUUAUGUUUUUCGGUGGAGCAGCCGCGUUGUUCUUCCACGAUGUUGUUAAUCCGCGAGCGAAGCUACCGGAUGCGGAGAAUCGUACAGCGUACUCGCGCCUCGCGCCUGUCUCAAAUCGCAUACGUUUUCACAAAUUGAACCCUUCCUUCUCUGCUUCGAGAAAGGUCGAGUGAAGUAAUUUGAUAUUAAUAUAUCUCAAUCGAGGAAAGGCGCAAAAGUUUGUAGAGUAUUUCUAAAAAAUUAAGCAUUCGCCGCAUGACGCCUUCCGCGCCAGCAGCGUUUCGCAAUCGUAGAAUCGCACGUAACAGUUGGAUAACGAUCGGAUGAUGAAGAUUGAAGAGAAUCUAAAUAUAAAAGAAAAAAAGAAUAAUAUUCUUAUCGGUACUACACGCGAUUUCUGAGUCAGUUUACAAAAUUAUCUGUAAUAACAAGUAUCCCUCCUUAGGGAAAAUAUUGAAAUUUGCUUUUGCCUGCGAAUUUUCUCUCAAUGUCAGAAACGUUCGAGAGGCGCACGAGAUCUUUGAGACGUUUUUCAAAUGAACGUUAUCGGGCGUCCUGGCGAAAUGGUCCAACGCCUUAACUCCCAUGCAUAAGCGAAAGCGCGAGAACGUGCGAGCGUUGCCGGCAUCGGCAGGACGUCAAGUUUUGUUCUUUUUUUUCGCGCGAUCACACGCUGACGCGUAGCUCACGAUCGGGCACGCGUAUUUCGUCAAGUGCCUAAAAACCGCCGAAGGGAGAAAGUUACGACUGUUAAGCGCGACAGCAAGGCCGGACAACGCGGAGUUCUCGGCACGCUGACGUGCAUACAAGUGGCAGCAGGGUGUGCGACACGAUACUCUGACGAUUAUCGCGUUUCUUCCCGUUCUUCCCUUUCUCUUUUCUCUUUUUUCCUUUUUCUAUCUUUUCUUUUUUUUUAACGAGAUACCGAAUAAAGGCGUUUGUAAAUAGUAUAAAUAGCACGAGCGCGAAGAUAUGUUUAAGCGAAAUGAAAAAGAGGAUAUAAUAAGUUUAAUAUUGAGAAAAAAUAUAUAUAUAUAAAUAAGAUAUAUAUUAUAUAUUAAAGAAAAGUGUAUGUAUGCGUAUACGUGUACAUGUGCGUGUGCGUGUAUAUGUGUAUAAGAUUAUUAUUAUUAUUAUUAUUACUAUUAUUAUCAUUAUUAUAUGCAUAUAUAUGUAUAUAUUUAACUUGGUAAAUAAUAUGAGGCGACGACGAGCACGUGAUUGAUUCUUCCUCAUCGUCGUGGCGACAUUCGGACGAAAUUCGUUUUUAUUCGCGUUUAUGGCGGCUCGCGACCAUUCAGUAAUACUCGUCGAAAUUCAUUCUUUUUCUCGUGUUUACUGAGCAGUCCUUUCGAAUCAAUUUUAUAAUCAAAGAUCGUUGCGUUUUUUAUCGAUUGUGCAUAACUUGAUAAAAACGUCAUAUUUUUUUCUUAGCGUAAACGCGAUUUAUUUUAAACUCGUAAUUUGUUUCAACAUCACGCUUAUAUUACAGCGUAAAUUAAUUAUGAUGAUCGAGAACCAUUUAUCUUUGUAUUACAUCAAGAGCUUGAGCCGUCAUCGCGCGAACCGAUUUCUCCCCUCGACUCGGUUCCUUCGUCCCGAGAAGGUUGUAAACGCGGAGCAAAAGUUUCAGGCGAGAAAGGGACAAUGACGAGCAGCCGUCGAUUGGGAAGUGAUCGGGCGCGCGUAAUUCGGCGCCGUCGUAAGAAAUUAGAGCAGGAAGGGUGCACAGCGUUAUGUGUACAUUGUAAAUAGUAGAGCGAUGGUUACAGAGAGAGAGAGAGAGAAGAGGGGGAGGGAGACAUACAGAGAUAAUUAAUUUAAAGAAGAGACGAGAGAGUAAUAUAGGAUAUAAAUGAGAAAGAGAAAAGGGACGGUCGCGAGUCGAGGCGGUGUCGUCGGCCGCGUCGAGCAAACACACGGCACUUUCGGAUCAUCCUGAUCAUAAUAAGCGCUAUCUGGAAGUGCGUUAGCGACGGGACGACAAGAGUUCGGAAGCGUUCCUUCUGCCCCAACAGCACCUUUAGUGUUUCGCUUUCGCUUCCGUUUGCGAGCGAGUACGAGUCUGUGCUGCGAUUGACCGAGCGAUCGAGUGGAGACAUGGCUGAAAAUUAUUUCGCCUUUUUCCGCGAACAAACUCUUUACAAGUCAUUCGCCUUGAUUCGACCCUAAUGCCGUGCGCUCACAACGCGCGUGCCGGAUAUGCGCGUUUUAACAGAGUCGGAGAUUUAUAUUCCGAGAGAUGCGUAACUGUAUCGUCGUCGACCACGCGCCGAUCACUCGAUCAUAAUGUAGGGCGUGGCAUUGUGAGGCCGUUACGUCUGAAAAGAAAAAAAAAGAGAAAAAAACAUUGUAAAUUACAACGAGCGUAUGACAAACUUUGAGAAAAGACCACCGGUCAUCGGUCGUCGUCAGCAGGAUGAAAACUCACGCGACUCGAUCGGGCCCACGUUUUUACUUGCGCACAAAAGCACGUGUGCUCCUCGAUCAUUUAGGAAUUGAGAAAAAAAAUUAUAUAUAUAUAAUCGGUCAACGAAUGUUACACGGGAGAGAAAUCGCAAUUACUCUAGUCCUAUAUGCGGUCGACGAAUAAUACGGCACACGUGUGUUCGCGAGUGAUCGGGCGUGUCGCCAUUUUCUUCGUUUCUCUUUGUUUCAAAAUCGUGGAGUUGUAUCACGUACUGUUCUACCAAAAUAUAUUAGCAACAGCAACAGCAGAACUGACAGUAAAACAAGGAGUUGAUUAAUUGGAUAUGGCAAAGUUGAGUAAAAAGAAACUGCAACGCACGAUAUGAAAAACAACUAUCAAAAACAAUAAAGAGUAUUAUUCUAUAUAAUAA
Temnothorax curvispinosus is the source of this 9792-nucleotide messenger RNA. It is a transcript of the gene tara, whose product is annotated as basic-leucine zipper transcription factor A-like. Bases 634 to 2118 code for a protein of 494 amino acids. Gene Ontology annotation, cellular component: nucleus. The transcript has 2 exons. Gene Ontology annotation, molecular function: transcription regulator activity. NCBI's taxonomy places the organism in Eukaryota, Metazoa, Arthropoda, Insecta, Hymenoptera, Formicidae. The record is from RefSeq and is a predicted model, not a curated record.